Molecule: messenger RNA, 5039 nt
Organism: Drosophila virilis
Lineage: Eukaryota; Metazoa; Arthropoda; Insecta; Diptera; Drosophilidae
Gene: srp
Product: serpent
Biological process (GO): cell fate commitment; negative regulation of transcription by RNA polymerase II; positive regulation of transcription by RNA polymerase II
Cellular component (GO): mRNA cleavage and polyadenylation specificity factor complex
Molecular function (GO): zinc ion binding; DNA-binding transcription factor activity, RNA polymerase II-specific; RNA polymerase II cis-regulatory region sequence-specific DNA binding
Source: RefSeq, a predicted model, not a curated record
CUCAGUUUGUAUGAAAAACGCGCCGGACUCGGACACGUACGUUAAUUAGCGCGGAUCAUUUAUAAAUUCUAGGCGGGUGCGCUUGCCUGAAAAAGUUUGAAACAACAGAACUGAAGUGUCAGCUCAGCUUUGCUUGUGUACACUGUACAGUGUGUAUUGGCUAACAUGACCAAGACUAACAAAGCAAAGGACAAGGACAAGAGCAGUGCAAUGCCGCGUGUGCCCAGCAAUUUGUUGGCGAGUGCUGCCAAAAUGAAGAUCACCAAAGCGUUGGUCAAUGCCAAAAAGCAAGCAGUGCAAAAAGGAGCGAACGGCGAUAAGGCAACAGGAUCAAAUGUAGCAGCAACAGCCGCAGCCGCAGCAGCAGCAACAGCAACAGCCACAACCGCAGCCAUAGCCACAGCAUACGGUCAAGCGCAACAGGCGUUCGCUGUGAAAGAGACGACAAUAGCGGCGCAGGAGAACGGCGACAGCGACAGCAACGACGCGCAUAAGCAGCAGCAACAACAACAAGCAGCGACGUCGGCGUCGCCGUUGUCGCCGCUUGCCACAGCGAAUUUAUCGUCGACAUUUGAGUCGAAGGCUCACACAUCAGUUGCCAGCGAAACAGCGAAGCAAGCGGUUACCAGCGCAGCAACACCAACGGAAGCAGAAACAACGGCACCAGCAGCAACAACAACAACAACAACAACAACAACAACAACAUCAUCAACAAACAUCGCAAAUACCUAUGUUUAUGCUGAGAACAGCUUAAGGCAGCAGCCCAACAGUUGUGACGUCACUGGCAAAGUUGUGGCAGACGAAGCGGCUAAUAACAAUCAAGAUAAAGUCGAGCCCAGAACCGAGAGCAAAGCGAAUAUAGAGACAGCAGCAACAGCAGCAACAACAAUAACAGCAAGCGAUAAAUAUUACAAAAUAGUUGAUAAGUGUAAAAGUGAGAUAAGUGAUGAAAACACAACAACAACAACAUCAACAACAGCAACAAUUUUGCCGGUAGUAGUGAUAAAUAAUAAUCAGCUAAGCGUCGCGAGUGAAAGUGUUGACAACAAAAUCAAAAGUGAAACAAACGAGCAAGAACAAACAGCAGCAGCAACGGCAACGGCAACGGCUACGGCACCAGCAACAGCAACAGCAACAACAACAACCGCAACAUCCGAAUUGCCGCUACAUUAUCGUGGCCUAAACAACUCGGUGAUUAUAGCCAACUAUGCGCAUCAGCAUCAGCAGCAGCAGCAGCAGCAGCAUCAGCAGCAACAGGCAGAGCAAGAACAAAUCUACGAGCAGCAGCACUUUUUACAGCAGCAGCUUUUAAAUCAACAGCAACAGGAGCAACAGCAACAACAGCAGCAGCAGCAGCAGCAGCAGCAACAACACGCCAGCUGGUUGGCCUACAACAAUUGCGCCUACGACUUAACCAGCAACAGCGCAGCAGCAGCAGCAGCAGCAGCAGCAGCGGCAGCAGCAACACAGCAGGAGAAGAGUGAAUUCUAUGCAUUGGCUGCCUCGCAGCAAUUGUUGGCGCAUUUUCCCUAUCACCACACGCAUUUGUACGAACAGCAGCAGCAGCAGCAGCAGCACAGCGCCAGCAGCACGGAUCCCAUAAUGCGCAAUAACUUUACGCUGUACAGCGUCUAUGGUGGAGGCGGGGGCGGCGGUGGCAGCGGCGGUGUCACGCCCACCACACACGAGCAACAUCAGCUGCAGCAACAUGUUGCCGCUGUGGCAGCAGCAGCCGCCAAUUCGGUAAUUGUCCACACAACACACACAACGCCCAACAUUGACGAGGUCAUACAGGAUACGCUGAAGGAUGAGUGCUUCGACGAUAAUCACAGCUCCAGCUAUCACAUGCUGACCGCCGUCUCUGAUCUGCAGGUGCUUAAGGAGGCCAAUGCAGCCAUUUACUCCAUGACGCACGAUCAGUUGUUGCAGCAGCAACAUCAGCAGCAGCAGCAGCAGCAGCAGCAGCAGCAGCAGCAUCUGCAUCAACAUCAGCAUCAGCAUCAACACCAUCAUCAUCAUCAUCUGACGCAGCAGCUGCAGCAUCAUCAUGCCCAUGCGCAGCAGCAUCACAACAACUCGGCCAGUUCGGUGGGUGGCGACUCGCCCUCGCCCUCCCACACGCUCGCCGCACAUGCCAGCGAUGUGGCAACGCUGCAAAGCUUUACACAGCUAACAAGCGCGCCGCCCAGCAGCGGGCUGCAUCGCGACAGCUACGGCAGCCUCUCGCCGGAUCACGGCAGCUAUUUCAGUUCACCGCUCAGUCCGGUGCUGCAGACCAGCUCUGUCUAUGCAAGUCCUUUGCUCGCAUCGGCCGCCAAUGGCAUGCAGUAUGGUAUGCAAGCAAUUGCCUCGCCCACCCACACACACGCCCAGCUGCAGCAGCAACAUCACCAAAACCAGCAGCAGCAACAUCAGCAACAGCAGCAACAGCAGCAGCAGCAGCAACAACAUCAUCAGCAUCACAAUUCCACCAGCAGCAGUCCUGGCCCAGUGGGUCUGCACCACACGAGCGGCUCGGCGGUUGGGCACAGCUCGCUGCUGGACGACGGCUACGGAUCGCCCAAAAGCAGCCACAGCGGCAACGGCGGAGGUGGCACCUUGCCCGCCUUUCAGCGCAUUGCACCGGCCAGCGGCGGUGCCGGCUAUGGCAACGGCGUGGCCAAUGGCUCUGGCAGCGGCGCUGAACGGGCUUCUGGCUACGCAUCGCUGGCCAAUUACCGCACACACGCCGAUGGUUGGAGUGGUCAUUACGAACCAAUUAGCUACGCGCCCAAUGCCACCGGCCAGGGCGGGCAAUUGGGUGGCAGCGGUGCAGCGGCUACCAAUGUGAUAUGCAAUCGACGCGCCGUCGCUGCCGCAGCUGCGGCCGCAGCCGCUGUCGACGGUGCCGCCAACGCCGUUGAUCCUGCCCGCUUCCUGGCCAACGCCGCUCAUCUGUCUGCUUCGGCAUCGCUAACAGCAAUGGCCGCUGAAUCAGGCGGGGAUUUCUAUAAGACCUUCCCAUUUAACGUGACCACCGGUAGCCGCAGUAAGGGCUCCACAAAUGCCAACAGCGCUGCCGGUUCCGGCGCAGGCUCAACGUCAGCGACGACGUCGUCAGUGACUUCAACGGCGCUCGACGAGCACGUUAGUCGCGCCAAUUCGAGACGCUUGAGCGCCUCCAGACGUGCUGGCAUGUCCUGCUCCAACUGCCAGACGAGCUACACAUCACUGUGGCGCCGCAAUCCAGGUGGCGAGCCCGUCUGCAAUGCCUGCGGCCUCUACUACAAGCUGCACAAUGUGGUACGUCCGCUGACCAUGAAGAAGGACACCAUACAGAAACGCAAACGCAAACCGAAGGGCACCAAGAGCGAAAAGUCCAAGAAGAUGAGAACCACGCAGGCGGCUGGAUUGGUGGCCAACAACAAUGCCAAUGCCAAUGCCUGCCACAAUGUGGGCAUGCAGCUGGAGGGGCAUGGCCAGCAAAUGGAUGUCAAUGAUGAAAUGAAACCACUUGCAUAUAUGUCAUACGCAUCGCAGCAACAGCUACAGCAGCAACAACUAAACACUGAGCAACAUUCAUCAGCGGCCAGCUCGCCGCAAAGCAUGGCAUCCUCCUCAUUAUCACCCAAUGCAAUAUCUCAACAGCAGCAACAGCAACAGCAGCAACAGCAGCAACAGCAGCAGCAGCAGCUAUGCGCUGGCCUGGACAUGUCGCCCACAUCCUCCUAUCAAAUGUCGCCCAUUAACAUGCAACAGCAGCAACAGCAGCAGCAGCAAUCAUGCAGCAUGCAACAUUCACCUAGCACGCCCACAUCAGCCAUGUCACAGUCCAUUUAUUCCACGCCAUCGCCUACGCAGCUUCAUAGCAACAACAACAAUAGCAGCAACAACAACAACAACAACAACACAUUGUUCAAUCAUAACAACAACAACAACAACAAUAACAAUGAGAAUAACAAACAAAUUAUACAGAAAUAUCUGCAAGCUCAACAAUUGAGCAACAACAGCAGCAACAGCGAUCAGCAAUUAUUGGCACAGCAGCAACUUAUGCACCUGAUGCCGAACUCCAUUACGGCAGCAACAGCAGCAGCUGCAGCAGCGGCAGCGGCGGCGGCUGCGGCGGCGGCAAUCAGCACAGCGAUCAAAUCGGAGGCGGUCACCAACACGACCAACACCAGCAACAGCAACAGCAGCAGCAACAGCAUCAGCAGCAAGCAAUUAGCUGCCACAACAACAGCAACAACACCGACCGCGGCAUCGAACACACUAUCCUCUCUGAGUCACAACAGCAGCAACAUUAUCAGCCUGCAAAGUGCCUAUCAACAGCAGGCGCUUGGUCAGACGGAGAUGCCCUUGUGUAAAUCGGCACUGAGCGGACGCAGCUCAUCGCCCUAUUAUAUAAAUCAUCUGGCCGAGGAGGAGCAGACGGCCAUUAUUAAACUGGAGCAGUUGGAUCACCAGCAGCAACAGCAGCAACAGCAACACCAACAGCAACAUCAACAGCAGCAGCAGCAGCAGCAUCAGCAACACGAUGAAAUGUUGCUCAGUCGCACAACUUCCAUCGAUGAGCACUACGAACUGGCCGCCUAUCAUCGACACCAGCAACAGCAGCAGCAGCAGCAGCUACAGCAACACACACUGCAGCAACAUGUUGCACUCAGUCAGCACGAACAGCAGAUUGCCAGCUAUGCGCUACACGCAGCCGCACAGCAGCAACUGCACGAAUUUGGACGCAAAUAUGGCGUUGAGCGCGAAACAAUUGUCAAAAUGGAAUAAUGCCAGCCGAUUCUGAACAGACACGCAUUGUCAUGACCAAAGAUAUUGUUGUUACACACAUAAAUCUCACAGCUCCAAAGAAAUUUAAAUCCAUUUUUAGCCUAGGCAUUCGAAUUGCGUUUAUCAAAAGUUCUCAAAGAACUUGCAACAGCAGCAACACGCACACACACACACACACACACACACACACACACACACACUCGUUUUGUAUAUACAUUUAAGCAAAUUUAUGUGACAUUUCCAUAAGCUAUAGAAAGGCCCUCACUACUCGAGUUUUGUUA